Marchantia polymorpha subsp. ruderalis is the source of this 5165-nucleotide messenger RNA. The record is from the annotation of a GenBank genome assembly. NCBI's taxonomy places the organism in Eukaryota, Viridiplantae, Streptophyta, Marchantiopsida, Marchantiales, Marchantiaceae.
AGAGGGAGGGCGAGGAGGCCGACUGGUCGGGGAAGCGGGGGAGAAGGGGGGCUGCUGCUGCUGCUGCUGGUGCUGUUGCUGGUGUGGUGUGGCUGCACUCUUUUCUCCUUCCCUUCUCCGUCUCCUCCUUUUGCUGCUCUUCUUCUUCGUGGAUCGGUCGAUCGGUUGAUCGAGCUGAAACGUUGGGACGAAGGGAGGGCUGGCUCGCUGGCUCGCUGGCUAUAGCAGGGCCUGGUGCAAAUCGAUCGAUCUCGGUGCAACGCGAGCACGCGAGGCAGCGGUCUGUCUAUACAUCCUCGCGGGGCGAAGCUUUCUGGGCUGGGGGCAAGGAGGAAGAGGAGGAGGAGGAGUAGGAGGAGGAAGGAGGUGGGGAAAAAAAGACCGAGGCCGAUGGCGGCAGGGUCGUAUUUUAUUUGGACAUAGGGAGGAGGAGGAGGAGGAGGAGGAAGAGGAGGAGCGGCGAGGCGAGGCGAGGCGGGCAGACGAGACGCCAGGAGGAGGAGGAGGAGGAGGAGGAGCGGACAGGGCUGGCGUUCAUAAUGCGCGCUUGCGAGGAGUGCAAGCUGCCGCCGAGGGUGUAAAUCAACAGGCAGCUCCUAGCAGGUAGGCAGAGAGCAAUUUGAAGCCAACCAGAUCUAGAUCUACAUCCGCAAUGUCGAAUCGAUUGCAGCGAAUCGCAGUGCGUGAUCGAUGCCUUCAAUUGUUUGGUCUUCGGAGAUCUCCGUCCAGCAGAGGAUGUUGAUACAAUGCUGGUGAGGAGGUCAGAAAGCGGCUUGCGACUCUAAGUACAGUUCACUUUGAGACAACUGUUUUAGCAAAAAUUAAUAUCAUCGCCAACAACUUUCCGCGCAAGGACUUACGAAGUUAUGGAAGACUUUGCGAGCAUUCUGGUUAGGGAUUAUGGAUUGAAGCCGCAAGGGAAAUCCGCGCCGAUGUCAUCGACAAAGGUCAGUCCCGGUGUUGGAAGUAGCAGAGCAAGUGGUUACGGUAGUGAACGAAAGAGUGGAUCCGGUAGGAUGUCUGGGAAUGCGUCUACUUUUGGUGGACAGGACGAUGUUCCAUAUGUUACCAGGAAGAAUGGAAACACGAAGUCUUCGGGCCGAAGCACUUACGGAGGAGACGACUUAUUUUCUCCUGGCAAUUACGAUGAUGUAUUUGGUGGACCUCCCAAGAGCAGCUCCGCGGGACCUCGGUAUGAUGGUGUGUUUGGAGAGGCUCAAGAAGCUGCAAGGGCGCCUGUAUAUGAUGACUUAUUCGGGGGUUUGGGAGUCAACGAAUCCAAGGGAAAGCUCUCGUCUCCUUCGGGGUUGAGCCCACGUGCUGUAAGUCCAAGACGAACUCCCUUUGCUGCAUCCGAGCCCGCUGGCUUUGAUGAAUUGUUGCCAGGAUUUAGUUCGGAACCUGCGAAGGCCAGGUCAUCGGGAGACGCCAAAGCCUCGACUGAUGGUGAUCCCUUUGUGCCGCCGCUCAUCGACGAUCCUCUGUCUUCUGCCCCCAGCAACUCCAGUUCUGCUCCUUUCAUUGACCCGAUGGAUGUUUUCACUGUCCCCCCCACCAUGCCUCCUAUUAAUACUUCUACAGAUGGUCCUCGUGUAUCCAGCAAUACGUCUGGAGCGUUUGAUGGAUUUGACAUUUUUGAUUCCUUCCCCGCGCAAUCUUCGGUAGAUGCAAGCAAGCCACGGGAGUCAUCUCAGUCAUCUAGGGAUGACUUGAAGAAGACGGUCGAAGAUUUGAACUCAGAGUAUAGCACCGGAAUCCGAGAGCAGAGCCCCACCGAGGAACCCGAGCCUUUGGAGAGGGAUCUACCCACUGUCGAAACCUCUGAGGCUUACAACAUCUCUUCCAAAUCCUCGCCAUUUUUUAGCUUCAAAAGUGACGAUGGAAUGGACACCCCUGUAGCUCCUGGUUCAUCCUCCAAACCUGCAGACGAUUCACAAGCAGGGCUGUUCGCGUCCCCCUUGGACUCUCCCGUUCCCUACAAAUCUCGAUCUAGGUCUUCCCCAUUCGGAGAGGUGAAGGAGAGAUGGUUGACGGUGAAUGAUGUGAAGCUCGUGACAAAACCCUCACAGGUCCCCCCUCCUUCGCGGCCUCCACCUAUUCCAGGUUCUGGUAGGUAUGGAUCCGCCUCACGGCCUAGAGUAGAUCACAUGGAGAGCGUUGGACAGGACGACCGCUUUGUUUCUUGGCCAUCAGCCAACAGUACUGCAUCUGUUACUUACGCGAAUAGCUCGGAGGAAGAGCAAACAGGAGGUGCCACGCCUGGAGGAUCCAGGAAGGAUUUCUUUGGGAAAGUGGACUACAAGACUAAUCCGGGUAGCAACGCAGGGGAUGAUGAAAAGGACGGUGACGAGGACCUAGCUGCAGCAGCCAAACUUCGAGAGAAGGAGAGGCAAGAGGCGGAGGAUAUCAGAAUUGCACGUGAAAGAAAGAAAGAGAUCAGAGAUGCAGAAGCAAGGGAAGAGAGAGAGAAGGAGAGAGCCCGUAGAUACAAGGAGAAAGAAAGGGAGAGGGAGAAAGACAGGGCAGCAGUACAGCGGGUCACUUUGGAAGCGAGGGAGAGGGCGGCACAGGAUGCUCGCGAUAGAGCCCAGAGGAGCGCAGUAGAGAGAGCCACACAAGAGGCUAGAGAGAGAGCUGCUCACCAAGCUCAGAUCCGAGCCGAAAAAGAGCGUGCUGCAGUGGAGAGAGCCAAUAAAGAGGCCCGUGACCGAGCUGAGCAGAGGGCAGCUGUGGAGAAAGCUCAAAGGGACAGAGCCGAGCAGAAAGCAGCUGUUGAAAGGGCCGCUGCUGAAGCACGAGAAAGAGCCGAGAAAAUUGCUGUGGAGAGAGCUCAAGCCGAAGCACGUGAAAGGGCAGAGAAAGCAGCAGCAGAAAAAGCCGCCGAAAGAGCCGCCGAAAGGCAAAGAGAGUCUGAGAGAAGAGAGGCCGCAGAGAAGGCCCGGGAGCGAAGCCAGCAGCAGCAGCAACAACAGCAGCGAAAGGGUAGUGAGCAUGAUUUGGAUGCUUUUUUCAACCCUGGCCUCCGAGCGACACCUCCUUUCAGCGAGCCAAAGCAGAAAACAUCAUCUAUGAACAGUAACUCAGAUAAUGGAGUCAGAAGGCCGACUAACAACCCGAGGCCAUCUGUACCUCCUGAAGAUUAUUUGAGCUCACUGUUCAACGAUCCAUCUCCGAACAGCCAAUCAACAGAGGAUCCUUCCCGGGGGAAACCAAGGAACGGUGCUCAUGAACGGUCUCAGCAACGCGCAGCGAAAGCGAUUUAUGAAAUCAAACAACGGGAACAAGAGAUGCAACGUGAACAAGCUGAGAAGCACAGAGCUGCAGAUCAGUUAGAUGCUGAAAUAAGAAGAUGGGCAGCUGGGAAGGAGGGUAAUUUGCGAGCUUUACUGUCUACACUGCAAUACGUCCUUUGGCCUGAGUGUGGAUGGCAACCUGUUUCACUGUCAGAUCUCAUUACUGCAGCCUCUGUGAAGAAGACGUAUAGAAAAGCAACUCUUCAUGUACAUCCUGACAAGGUACAACAGAAAGGUGCCACAGUUCAGCAGAAGUACAUUGCAGAGAAGGUUUUUGACCUUCUGAAGGAAGCUUCGAACAAAUUCAAUUCUGAGGAAUUAUUUUGAAGUGUAAAAUUUUACAGUGGAGCUAAUUCAUCACUGCCCCGAUCGUGUGGACCUCCGAAUUUGAAAGUCCAUGAGAAGAUCUAGCUGUUCUUGGCACGUUGGCUGUGAAAUAUUUUGUUCUUUCAGUAUCUACCCAGAGAUGCGGCGAAAUUCCUUGCCGUUCUCAGAUUUUAGAGGGAAAGUUAACCUCGUAAAUAUGUAAACAUGGAAAUCUGACUCACUUGUUAUUACAGCCUUACAUCGUUUCUUAGCUUUCAUUCAUUCCUUAUCAUUCCGCUCGAAACUGAAGGAUAUUUUCAGUAAUUUAGUUGAGUUCAGAUAGUGUCAAGAGCCAAUUUUAGAAUGUAGUUAAAAAAACUGCCGAGAUCUUCAUAGAUUGAAGGAUCCAAAAGGAUCUUAUAAUUGUCGACGUUGGUGGCGUUUCUGAAGGGAGCUCCCUUAUUGAAUGGCCAGAUUGUUUGACAUAAAGGUAGGCUGGCUGUGACUGAUUUUUCUAUCAGAAAUUCCCGUUUCUCACACAAGUUCCAAUACCACUGUUGUGAGCAUGAUUCGGGACUAAUCAGAGUGAACAUGUCGAACUGUAACGUAGUUGUCAUUGUCGUCAAGAUGUGGUGCACAUUCUUGCUAUCUUGUAGGAUGUGGUGAGAAGUGUAUCGUCAUCAGGUCUGGUAGGAACUUAGGAAGAACUUAUUAGGGCAAAGUCCUUCGCUUUGUGUUCUUUGGAACUGGAUCACGAUGUUUUUUGGUUUUUUCGACUUCAAAUGUCCCAUCUGUCUAUGGAGACGAGAAAUAGUGUUCAAAAUGGAUCGGUUAUUGAAACUUAUAUGUCUUCUAUACGAGGUGAUGUUGAUCAAGUUAUUCUUCAAAUGGUGUGGGUCAUGUAAACUCGAAGCAUAAGAUUUUAUAUCAAAUAGCUCCUAUGAAGACUGGGAUUUCUACCACCUUUCAUACAUAGGUUGUGUAAGAACCAAAUAUUGACUGUUGUCCAACUCAGCUUGUUUUUGGACCUUCGUGUCACAUGCAGAUAUUGUCCACUUCGCUGAAAGCUAUCAGAAGACCAAGUAGCCGUACAGGACAGAUCCUUAGGACUACAUGUUUUGAUAAUCUUAUACUAGCUCUUGAUAUGACUUUGUUUUACAAUCGAGUCUUUACUGUAUGUAUGUCUACAGCGCCACUUCAGUAGGUAGCGUGUUUGUUUUACCAUGGUGCUAAACGCAUUUCAUUCCUAGUUACCAAAGAUGCUUGCAUAUUACUGCCUAAGUUGCACGAUGCGUGCGAAACUCUAGGAGAACUGCGGAAGGUAGCUGAGUAUUUCUACACUAGCUUGCACUUCAUCAUUAGCUGCACUCACCAACAUCUCAUCGUUACGGUAUCUCAUUUCAGCACAGAAAAUUUUAAUGCUUCCAUCUACCACUAUUAGCUGAGAAAUUAGCAAUGAGGUGGAGAAAAUGCCUCCACUUUUUAUCUUCGUAAAUUUCCAAGGUGUCAGGUGCCCUCUUCGAAUAAAACAUCAAUUAUAUUCUCUCUUGAUUAUAGAAGGGAUUU